AUGGGUGCCAUCUGCUCCUGCUGCAAGGCCGAGGUGGUAGACUUUGAUGGGCCCGUGGAUCUCUACCACUUCUACCUGCUGCGCGCCGUCGGCAAGGGCGCGUUCGGCAAGGUGCGCGUCGUGCAGCACAAGCAGACCAAGAAUCUUUAUGCGCUCAAGUACAUCAACAAGGCCAAGUGCGUCAAGAUGCGGGCAGUCAGCAACAUCAUCCAGGAGCGGCGUCUGCUAGAGGAGAUGGAGAGCCCGUUCAUCUGCAACCUGCGCUACGCAUUCCAGGACGACGAGAACAUGUUCAUGGUGCUCGACCUGAUGCUCGGCGGCGACCUGCGCUUCCACCUCGACCGCGCCGGCAACAUGAAGGAGGACGUGGUGCGCUUCUACGUGGCCGAGCUGGCGCUGGGCCUCGACUACCUGCACAAGCUGCAGAUCGUGCAUCGCGACCUCAAGCCGGACAAUGUGCUGCUCGACGAGAAGGGCCAUGCGCAUCUGACCGACUUCAAUAUCGCCGUGCACUUCAGCCCCAAGCGACCUCUUAGCAGCGUGGCGGGCAGCAUGGCGUACAUGGCGCCCGAGGUGCUCGCCAAGCGCGGCUACCUCUCCACCGUCGACUGGUGGUCGCUCGGCGUGACGGCGUACGAGCUGCUCUUCGGUCGCCGGCCCUUCCGCGGCAAGACGAACAGCGCCCUCACCCACUCCAUCCUCCACGACCGCUGCCCGUUCCCGGAGAACGUGGACAGCAUCGUCUCGCGCGAGGGCAUGAGUGCCAUCCGUGCGCUGCUGGAGCGCGACACAAGGAAGCGCCUCGGCUGCAAGAAUGGCAUCGAGGACUUCAAGCGGCACCCGUGGUUCGACGGACUGGACUGGGGCGCCAUUGAGAGGAAGGAGGCGGUGCCGCCCUUCGAGCCAGAUUCAAAACGCGCCAACUUCGACGCCACGCACGAGCUCGAGGAGCUGCUGCUGGAGGACAACCCACUCAAGGCCAAGAAGCGCGACGAGAAGCGCGAGGCGUCGUCGCUGAGUCCCGAGCUGCGCCUGAUGGAAGAGCAGACUCUGUGCGCUGCUGCGCUCGAUCUGGUCAACGCACCUGACUGUCUCGCCGACUUCCUUGCCCGCAAUGUCGUAGCCGAGGUACUGCGUGUGGUCAAGCGUGCAGGUUCCGCCUGCCGGCACAGCGCCGAGCACACAUGUGCCGGCAAGGCAGAGAGGCUUGGGCGCUGA
Tilletiopsis washingtonensis is the source of this 1218-nucleotide messenger RNA. Its product is annotated as kinase-like protein. Gene Ontology annotation, molecular function: ATP binding; protein serine/threonine kinase activity. The transcript has 7 exons. Bases 1 to 1218 code for a protein of 405 amino acids. The record is from RefSeq and is a predicted model, not a curated record. Gene Ontology annotation, biological process: intracellular signal transduction; peptidyl-serine phosphorylation. NCBI's taxonomy places the organism in Eukaryota, Fungi, Basidiomycota, Exobasidiomycetes, Entylomatales.